Messenger RNA from Sitophilus oryzae (rice weevil), 2177 nucleotides. Its product is annotated as chitinase-3-like protein 2. Gene Ontology annotation, cellular component: extracellular region. Gene Ontology annotation, molecular function: chitinase activity; chitin binding. Gene Ontology annotation, biological process: chitin catabolic process; carbohydrate metabolic process. Lineage: Eukaryota; Metazoa; Arthropoda; Insecta; Coleoptera; Curculionidae. Bases 128 to 1540 code for a protein of 470 amino acids. The record is from RefSeq and is a predicted model, not a curated record. The transcript has 9 exons.
GUUUACUUUUGUAUUGUAUGACUUUUGUACAAUUUUUUCUCCGUUUGUUUGGGUAAAAAUUUCUACAAAAAGAAUAAAUUUAAAUAAUCAGUUUGUAGCAUAGCUCUUAGGGAACGUACUUAAAAACAUGUUUUCUGAAGAUCACAACAGAUACUAUCUGCUGCAGCAGCAUCAAAGGCGGUCCUGUUUAAUAGAUAAGAAAACCUUACUUAUUUUAAUAUGUGUGAUACUACCUGUUACAUUAUUUUGUACUACUUACAUGAUAUUAUUUGGGAUCUAUGAAAAACUCAGCUAUCCGAAAUCAAGCAUUUAUGGGUUCAAUUCAGAUGAAAUGAUCCAUAAGAAUGUACACAGGGCUGUUUUGUAUAGCAAUUACAAAUACUCUCAGAACUAUUCUGAUAUUCCUGAUAACUCCUAUUUAGAUGAACACAGUAUUAAUGAAUUCAAAUUAAUAUGUUAUUAUAAUUUUCCGAGUGAUUCAAACGAUCUUCAAGUAAAGGAUAUUGAUCCGUUUUUGUGUACACAUAUAAAUGUUGCUUUUGGAACUGUUCAGAAUAAUAGUAUUUAUUUAGAUAGUGAUCAAAUAGGAUAUCUUCGUAAUAUUACUAAGCUGAAAGAAGUGAAUAAACAGUUAAAAAUAUUAUUGUCCAUUGGUGGUUCCGGAAAUGGAAAUGGUUAUCCUGAAAUGGUCAAAAAUCAUACAAACAGAAAAAUGUUUAUUCAAUCAAUAUUAAGUUAUGUGAAAUUGUAUAACUUAGAUGGUAUUGAUUUAGAUUGGGAGUUUCCGGUACAGUAUCCGAAUGGCGACAAAAAGCAAAAAAUGCAUUUUACACAAUUAUUAAUCGAAAUUAGAGAGAACAUAGCUAGACAAAAAAAAUAUGCAUAUCUAUUGACAUUAGCGGUUGCAGCCACGUCAACAAUUGCGGAUAUGUCUUACGACGUGUCAUACAUAAACGAUUACGUGGAUUAUAUAAAUCUCAUGUCGUACGAUUAUCAUUUUUACACAUCGCUAACUCCAUUUACUGGUAUAAAUGCCCCAUUAUAUUCGGGUUCAAACGAAAAGUAUUAUAUGGCCACAUUGAACAUUAAUUAUUCUAGUCACUAUUGGAAUUUUAUGGGAAUGGAUAAGAGUAAAAUUGUUAUUGGAUUGCCUACUUAUGGACAUAGCUACAGAUUACGAAACGCAAGAAACCACGACAUAUACGCACCGGCUUCCGGUUACGGCAAACUAGGCACAUACGGCUUUGCGUCUUACACAGAAAUCUGUAAUUUUCUGCAGACAAACCAUAUUACGCCAGUGUUUGAUAUGGAAAACUUCAGCCCAUACGCCUCUAAAUAUUACGAAUGGAUAUCCUUCGAGGACGAGCAAAGUCUAACCUACAAAGCCGAAUUUAUCAAGAACCACAAUUUCGGAGGUGCAAUGGUGUAUUGUUUAAACACGGACGAUUAUACAGGUAUCUGUAAAAUGGGAAAAAAUGGUGGUUCUAAUUUUCCUCUUAUUAAGACAAUUAAAAAUGUUUUGGGUGAUAAGGAACUAUAACGGUGACGGUGAUUGAACAGCAAAGUAAGAAAAAAACAUCUAAAUAAAAUAAAGUUGUAAAAUAACUACAAUUUGGGAAAACUAUGUAACCAAAGAAUAAUUGAAGUAACUUAAGAAAAUUAUAUUUUAUAUUAUACAGGGUGUGAAAAUACUAGUAUACCAAUCUCACUUUAUUCAAAUUCCUACUAGUUACCUGUCAAAAAUUUACUUACAUCACGAUUUCACCAAUACUAAAAUAUCUUGAAAACCUUUUACUGUGUUGAACUAAACGAAGAACAUCUUUCUUACGUAAAAAACUCCCAGCAUUUUAAUGUGAUCUUGAAAUUACUGUAUCCAUUAAGAUAUAGAUGAUAUAUUACUGUAUCGUUUCAGAACUGGUAAGGACUUUUACACUGAAGUUACACACUGGUACUAUUUUUUUUACUCUGUAUAAGUAUUAUCUAUCUCGAAUAUUAUUGUAGUAACCUAAAAGCGUUGUUUGAAAUAGUUAUAAACAUGGCUCAUGCAAUUCUGUACUGUGUUCUCUUUUUCUUAAAUUAACCUUAAUCCAUAUACAGAGAAGACCAGGCUACUAGUAACAUAGCAAGUUGCCGGACGAAUUUACGUUUACCCGUUUUGCGUUCGUACUCGAGAGUCA